Molecule: messenger RNA, 1575 nt
Organism: Hevea brasiliensis (rubber tree)
Lineage: Eukaryota; Viridiplantae; Streptophyta; Magnoliopsida; Malpighiales; Euphorbiaceae
Exons: 3
Coding region: 648-1160 (170 amino acids)
Source: RefSeq, a predicted model, not a curated record
UGGUUUCUUACGCCACGUCAUCUUUUCCCUCCUCUCUUUCUGGCAGCCGCAGCCGCAGCCGCAGCCACAGCCCGCAGCCGCCCUUGUCAGAUCGGGGCUUCUCCCUCCUCAUGGCCACAAUCUCCUACAUCCAUAUCCACUAUAACACCAAUUCUUUUGACAUUUUUAUCCUUUAUCUCUCAUUUGAAAUUCCCAAUUGGCUCACCUUCUAGACACGUGUACGCUAGUGCUUGUUUCACUUGCGGAAUCAGUUUUAUAGAAUAUAAUGAUAUGAAAUUAUUGAAGCAGCUGAUAAAGAUUAGAGGAAGGACAUUCCCAUUAGGAGUUGGAAGAUGGAACCAAUAUUUUCUCUGUAAUUCCAUCACUUUCUUUCUCAGUUGGAGGAGAGAGAGAGAGAGAGACAGAGAGAGAGAGGGGAAAACGAAUUCGGGUUUCUACAUUCCAACUGUGGCUUUGAAGGUAUCCACAUUAUACUUUCUGCAGAGCCGUGCCUUUUUGAAUCUCCUCUUGUAUUCCAAGUUUCAGCGUCAAGUUUUUCUUUUAAUUUUUUGGGUCGAUUCAAUGCUUGCUUGAUCAUGGGAAUGGACUUGUAAUAAAACCCAGAAAAAGAAAUAAAGGAAAAGCUUGAGAGGAAAGAACCAUUCACUAUGGCUGUGGCAUUUACCAAUCUCUCAUGGUGGUUAUGGAGUGGAAAGCACCGGGAGCCUAGAAUCUCAAAUGCAUCUUCUUUAAAUGCCAGACCUGAUGCAGACUUGUGGGAAUCAGAUACUUUGAAAUUUCCUUUUGCUCGGGGGGCUAAUAUGGCUUCCUCAUCUAGGAGGGUUAAGCGAAAAUGGCAUAGCCGGGAAGAGAGGAAAAUUGAUAGGGAAUAUGAUGUUGUUAUUGUGCCAUCUGAUGGUGGCUGUGUUUCAGGGUCUGAGUCUGAUGAUUCAGAUUAUUCCAUUGGAUGGUUGGAGCCUCAUGGACCUGAAUUCCCGAGUGAUGAUGACACAGAUAACAGUUUUGCUGUAUUGGUCCCAUGUUAUGGGCGUGCUCAAGACAAAGUAUUUGAGAAUUCAAAGAACAAUAUGUUUGGUGCCAUUCUCAACGUUAAAGAUGGUUACUCUGAUGAGAGCAAAAAGUAUAUGGAGAAGUGGCUCUCUUCGCUCCAGAACAGCUGACAUUUAGUGCAACCAAUAGUUGCACGUAGGCCUUUCUUUAGCUGCUCUUACGGCUGCAGGAUCCUCCGGAAGAAUCUGUCCUGUUGAUUUAACAUGGAAAUAUUUUGUAUAAAGAUUAAAGAUAUAGCGGAAGAUAUAAAAGUGAAAAGACCACCCCACCUCCCCACAAAAAAAAAAAAAAGAAAAAGAAAAAGAAAAAGAAAAAAGCGGCAGUUAAGUGGCAUGGUUGAUUGAUUGUUGCUGAAGGGGAUUGGCUAAUGUUCUGUCCCAGCUAGUAUUAAUAUUCUACGAGCAGAAACUGCUAAAGAUGAAGGAAGGAUAAUGGUCUGAGAACUAGAAGUAAUAGGUUAUUGGCUUCUUAAAUAAUUGCUCGACUUGGAACGAGUUUUUUCCUGCUGUCAUCAACACAAACCCA